GCACCUCGUCCUCUCUUCGUCAACGAAGUGAUCGAGCUCCUCUCGAAUGCUAAGCUUUGCUCGCUCGCUACUCCUCCUUCAGCUGCCCAACAACUCAGCGCUCGUUGCGCUCGCGCUUGAUCGGCGCUUCCGGUGCGCGCGUAGCUUCUUGCACCGUCCCUUGUGCGCCAGAGCGGAGAUGGAGCCGGAGCCGGAGACGUAUAAGUUUGGGCCGUACAAGAUCAGCGGCAGCGAGGUCUUCUUCCGCACCGAGCUUUCCUUUGCCUUUGUCAACCUCCGCCCUGUCGUUCCUGGUCAUGUGCUUGUGUGUCCAAGGCGUGAAGUGAAGCGCUUUGUGGAUCUUACCGCUGACGAGACUAUUGACUUAUGGCUUACUGCAAAGAAAAUUGGUGACCAGCUGGAGAGCUAUCACAGGGCAUCCUCACUGACAUUUACUAUCCAGGAUGGACCCCAAGCAGGCCAGACAGUUCCACAUGUGCAUAUUCAUAUUCUUCCAAGGAAAACUGGCGACUUUGAGAAUAAUGAUGAAAUUUAUGAUGCUAUUGACAAAGAGGAGAAGGAGCUAAAGAAAAAGCUUGACCUCGAUGAGGAGCGGAAAGACAGAACUGCCGAUGAAAUGGCCCGUGAGGCUGAUAACUAUCGAGUCCUCUUCUCGUAAAAUUUAAAUUGAACAGAUCAAGCCUCAUUCUUGGAUAGAUUCACUGUCCUUCAUCAAUUGACAUGGUGUAUCACUUAUUAACUUGUUAUGAUCCUCUGUUUCGAGACAUAAUUUGUAUCAAACUUCCAGUGAAUGCUUGAAUUUAUUUGGUUCAUGUAACUUUUACUGAUGUGUUUCAUCUCUCAAUAACAAGUAGCAUUUCUGAAUA
Molecule: messenger RNA, 866 nt
Organism: Dioscorea cayenensis subsp. rotundata (Guinea yam)
Lineage: Eukaryota; Viridiplantae; Streptophyta; Magnoliopsida; Dioscoreales; Dioscoreaceae
Product: bifunctional bis(5'-adenosyl)-triphosphatase/adenylylsulfatase FHIT
Exons: 4
Coding region: 47-658 (203 amino acids)
Molecular function (GO): catalytic activity
Source: RefSeq, a predicted model, not a curated record